Messenger RNA from Patella vulgata (common limpet), 3458 nucleotides. Its product is annotated as transcription factor hamlet. The coding region runs from base 157 to 1800 and encodes 547 amino acids. Gene Ontology annotation, cellular component: nucleus. Gene Ontology annotation, molecular function: transposase activity; DNA-binding transcription factor activity, RNA polymerase II-specific; RNA polymerase II cis-regulatory region sequence-specific DNA binding. The transcript has 5 exons. Lineage: Eukaryota; Metazoa; Mollusca; Gastropoda; Patellidae. Gene Ontology annotation, biological process: regulation of transcription by RNA polymerase II; DNA transposition. The record is from RefSeq and is a predicted model, not a curated record.
GUGCAGUUGCAGCCCGGGCCUUUGUCUUCCCAUGCUUUUAAUAUUCAACGGUCUGCAAGUAGGGCAGUAGCUUUGGGGUUUUAUUUCAAGUUCCAUAUUUACGUCAUAGCUUAAAUUUUAAAUGCAUUUGAAUGUCAGUAUCAUUAAAUCACCAAAAUGUCUACAAUAGAGGAAAAAUCAGCCAACCAAUUUAUUUCUGCCCUGGUGAAGAAUUUACAAGCUGUGUGUCACGGCCAUGUUGAAUUUGAUAAAAAUGUGAAAGUUGUGGGCCAUUUAUAUUUAACUGUUGACAGUAACUCAGAAUUUAAUUAUAUCGUCAAUGAAAAAGUGUCAAAAAGUGAUGAAUCUUCAACAACAUUUAUCAGUAAAAGUUUUUAUGCCACUGAUCCCCAACAAAAAACACCAAAGAAAAAUGUAGAUAGACCUCUUCCUCCUCCCACUCCAAAUGUGUUGGGAAAAACUCGAUAUGAUAUCAGUGUUGACUUAACAGAUGACCAUCCACCUGGUGCAAUGGGUGGAGGGCGUUAUCAAAUGGGACAGCAGCGUGGUCAGUUUUCCAGACCAGGUGGUUUUCCUGUAAGGGCACCACAAAUGAGACGUAGGCCUAUUGAUCAGAGAAUGUCGCCUCAACAAAUGGCUAAAAUGCCUCGUUUAUCGUCACCCCAGCGUCACCCAAUGAACUUGCCAGCAACAUCACCUCGCAGAAUGCCCACAAAUUUUUCACAAAGAUUACCUACUCCAUCUACAAUACCGUCCAUACCUAGUGAAACAAAUUCAUCUCCAUCAUCCAUUCCACCCGAAUCAGUUUCAGCCACCCCAGCUCAAUCUCUUCCUGGUGCUGAUAAACCAGAAACAGAAUCCAGUGAUGUGGAAAAGGUUGGAGAAAAAACAGCGGAAAAACCUGACAUUAAAUUUGAAGUGAUAAAAGUAGAAAAUGGUAGUGUUGUAGCUAGUAAUAAAGAUGCAACAAGCGAAGGAGAAGAAAAAGAACUUAGAAUAGAAUCUGUGACUAGUCAUGAUUUAUCAUUUGUGCCUGAAACUGAAAAAGACAAAGACAGUGAAAGUAAAAAUAGUGAAACUAGUGACUCUGAUAAACCUGCAUCAGAUCCUCCUCCAGAAACUCUUUCAACAGAAGCAACAGAAACGACAGAAACAGCGGAACCAAGUACACCAAUUAAAAGUCCCCCAAAAUCAAACGAACCUGAAGUCAUAGAAAUAGAUUUAACUAAAGUAAAAGAUGAAAUUGAUAGUUUAUUUGAAACUGACGAUUCCAACAUGUACGAUUCCUCAAUGAGUAAUCAAGGUCAUCAAAGGCAUUCCACAGGUAGUUUUGGAGGGGCACAAGGUGAUAAUAGUCUUUCUAGUUAUGGCGGUGAAUCAAAUGAUGAUGAAUUUUUCGCUAGUUUACGUGAACAAAGUUUAGGACUUUAUCCUGUUGGUUUACAUGCUAACGAAACUAAUAAUCCUAGUCAAAAUUACAGCGGUUCUCUUCCUAACUUACCCGGUGCACAUUCUGAAGGCGCUUAUUUACCAGUUGCUGGUACAAGCGCCUCUUCAUCUCAAAAUAAUCAACAGAUGCCAGGUAAACCUGUACCCACAUGUCCUCUAUGUGGAAAACAGUUCAGUCAUGAAAAGAGUGUCAAACGACACAUUAAAUCAGACCAUUUACACGAGUGUUACCAGUGUCCAUUCUGUGCACAAAUAAUCAAACACAAGCAUCACUUGAAGAUUCACGUCCAACGUCGACACCCAGAUGAAAUGAAUCUAGCGUAUCCUACUCAAAGCCAUGUACCCAGGUGAAAUGAAACUAGAUAUAUCCUACAAAGAGUCACACAUAGGCCAAACAAAACUAGAAUAUUCUACUCAGAGUCAUAUAUAUAGAGAGAGUCAGUACCCAGGUGAAAUGAAACUAGAUAUAUCCUACUUAGUCAUACACGGCAAGCGCCCACACGCAGAACAAAUUAAUCUAGCAUAUCCUACUCAGAACCAUAAAUAGAGUUUACACCGAGACCAAAUGAAUCUGACAUAUCCUACCCGGAACCAUAUAUUGGGAGCGAGUCGGCGCCCAGAUCAAAUUGAACCUAACAUAUCCUACUCAGAACAAUAUAUCGAGAGACAGUGUAUGCCAAGGUCAAAUGAUCCUAGCAUAUUUUACUCCGAACAAUAUAUCGAGAUACAGUGAACGCCCUGAUCAAAUGAUUCUAGCAUAUCCUGCUCGGAACCAUAUAUAGGCCAAAUGAUACUAGCAUAUCCUACUCAGAGCCAUAUAUAGAGAGAGUCGAAUUCCAGACUAAACGAUCUAGCAUAACCUACUCAGAGCCAUAUAUCGAGAGAGUCGACGUCCGCCCCAAAUGAAUCUAGUCUACCUAACUUGGAAAUAUAUAAAGAAAGGAGGUAAAUCAACGCCCAGACCAAAUGAAUCUAGCAUAACCUACUCAGAGCCAUAUAUCGAGAGAGUCGACGUCCGCCCCAAAUGAAUCUAGUCUACCUAACUUGGAAAUAUAUAAAGAAAGGAGGUAAAUCAACGCCCAGACCAAAUGAAUCUAGCAUAUCCUACUCAGAGUCAUAUAGAAUGUUUACACCCAGGCCAAACGAAUCUUGCAUAUCCUACUCAGAGUCAUAUAGAAUGUUUACACCCAGACCAAAUGAAUCUAGCAUAUCCUACUCAGAGUCAUAUAGAAUGUUUACACCCAGGCCAAAUGAAUCUAGCAUAUCCUACUCAGAGUCAUAUAGAAUGUUUACACCCAGGCCAAAUGAAUCUAGCAUAUCCUACUCAGAGUCAUAUAGAAUGUUUACACCCAGGCCAAAUGAAUCUAGCAUAUCCUACUCAGAGUCAUAUAGAAUGUUUACACCCAGGCCAAACGAAUCUGACAUUUUCUACUUAGAGCCAUAUCUACACCAACAUCAAAUGCAACUAACAUACCCUACCCAGAGUCAUAUAGAGUGUUGACACUCAGAUCAAACGAAUCUGGCAUAUUCUACUAAUAGCCAUAUAUAUAGAGAGAGUCGACACCAACACCAAAAGAAUCAACCAUAGUCAGAGCCAUAUAGAAUAUUGCCCCCCCCCCCCCGCCACCCCACUUAAUUCGCGUCUGAUUUUCUUACACAAUAACUAUUGAGACAAUAGUUUGCUAGCUCAAAACAUGAUCGUCAUAUUCUCUUAGGCAACUCAUUUAAGGAAUUUCAUUCUUCAAAAUUAUGAGGUCCCGGGUUCGCGCUCGGUAUUGGCCGAGAAAGUUCCUCAGGCUUUUCCGCCGUGGAUUUCCCUUGUUAGAUCUUUAAAGGUUUUUUUUUUAUUUCCAUAUUUAAAUCUACUAUUUGGGGGUAGGAAUGUAAGAAACUCGUUCAAGAGGAGGCAGUUGUUUAUAUUUUCCCAGGCUAUCAUGAUAAGAGAAUGACUCUUCUAUUUGUGAAUAAGUAUUAAUCUUAUAUUUCUCAAUAAACGUUGAUGCACCUUU